Molecule: messenger RNA, 357 nt
Organism: Fusarium musae
Lineage: Eukaryota; Fungi; Ascomycota; Sordariomycetes; Hypocreales; Nectriaceae
Exons: 3
Coding region: 1-357 (118 amino acids)
Source: RefSeq, a predicted model, not a curated record
AUGUCUACAAGAAAAGGCCCAUUCCGACUAGUCACCGUCAACACAGCGCCAGAGCGCGCAAAACGCCUCAUCGGACGCUUAAUCACCGAGCUGCAAGAUGACUACGAGAUCAUCCACGUGGACAACUGUUCAAGCAUCGAUGAGGUUGUUCCGAAAGUAACGGAGCACAAGCCGAAUGUAUUGUUCUCGGCUUCUAUGUGGUCUGCGGAAGAGGCGGAGCAGAUUCACUCGUUGGCAAAGUCUAUUGUGCCUGAUAUUAAACUUCAUGCUAUUCCUACGGGUCUACAGGUUGAGAGGGGACCGGAUGCUAUUGUUGAGUACCUCGUUGAGAAGGUCCCUCCUUUGCUGGAUAGCUAG